AUGAGCAAGCACGUCUGCUCCCUAUUCGGAAACGCCCCACUAAAACCGGAAAUCGGAGGUGUUUGGUUACACAGUCACAUGACGAAAACAGCAACGGCUACGUCAUCAGUAGCGGCAGUUGUUUCAGCAGUAGCAGCAACUACUUCAGCUGCUGCAGCAACCGGAAAUGAAUUGAGGGCGGUUCAUCCUGGUGACCGAAAAUGCCCUUGGGUAAUUCAAGGUCACAGAGGUCAACGAAUUAAUGUCAGCUUGAUCAUACUUCACAGACGUUUAGACGGUGAUGAAGAAGAAGAUGAUGAUGAUGAUGUGGACGGAGAUGAUAACAACGAUGGGGAAAUGACGUCAUCUCGCUGCCCAGACAUGCGCAUUGUGGUCAAAGAUAGCAAAAAGAUCAUCGGCUGUCCAUACCUUGAUAUUAAGGACGCCAAAAUUUCAAAAGCUAGAUCACGUGAUCAGAUAAACAACAACAACAACAACAACAGCAACAACAACAACAUCAACAACAACAACAACAUCAUUUCAGACACCAAAAACCACCUUAAUAAUAAUAAUAACAUCAAGAAAGAUGAUAAUGAUGAAAAUGACGUCAUGGUGGUCACGUGUAAUAGCAAUUCCUCGCUAGUCUACAGGUUAAGUUUCGAUCAUGACGUCAUCUUUUACACUGACGUCAUCGUCAUCAGCUGCGGCCGAUGGUUUAAAGCAUUCCAUGGCCCCAAAUCACGCAUCAACAUCAACAACAUCAACAACAUCAACAUCAACAACAUCAACAUCAACAACAUCAACAUCAACAACAACAACAUCUUCAAUUGCUCGCAAAUCAAAUUAGUGUUUUGUGGGAGCAACUACAACUACUACAACAACUACAACAACAACUACUACAACUACUACAACUACGACAACAGCUACAACUACUACUACUACUACAACUACGACAACAGCAACUACAACCACUACAACAACGACAACAAUAGAUUUAUUAUUAUUAUUAUUGCUGAUGUAUCAGCUAUAAACACUCGUAUUGAAACUGGAAAAUGUCAUUAA
This is a messenger RNA of Helobdella robusta, 1041 nucleotides long. RefSeq lists its product as hypothetical. The transcript is spliced from 7 exons. The record is from RefSeq and is a predicted model, not a curated record. NCBI's taxonomy places the organism in Eukaryota, Metazoa, Annelida, Clitellata, Rhynchobdellida, Glossiphoniidae. The coding region runs from base 1 to 1041 and encodes 346 amino acids.